AUACUUUUAAUUUAAUUGCAAAUUAUUUUAUUAGGAAAUAGUUACUGAAAUUCAGAAAAAUGGACGUAUUUAAUUUGUUUAAAAGCAAGUACACAUGCCGUGCCUGUAUGAGAACUGAUCAAGAUCUUUCCCCAAUGUCUGCAGACGAAAUAUUGCUAUAUCGCAAUUUUGUAAAGCUGAAAAGUGGAGAUACAGUAAUCAAAUUAUGUUUUUUAUGCCAAAGUAUGCUUAGUAAAUUUUUGAAAUUCAUUAGACAUGUCAAAGAACAUAUGAAAUUAUGAAUGGAGUAUCCAAGGACGAGGAGGUUGCACUAAACACAUACAGGCUACACAACUAUACUUGUAUUACGGUCACUCAUUAUUUAGGACCAGAGGAGGAGAACUAUGAGUCAGACACUGAUGACAAGUACGAUGAUAUGCCUUUACACAUGUUGAAGGAGAUUAAAGAAGAAAAUAAUGUGAAGGGGAAAAGAAAGCAGCAAAACGCGAAAGAAACAGAAAACACCACAGAAAUAAAAAGAAGAGAAAAGAAGAGUGGCAAACAGAAGAAACAACUUAAAGAAGGCUUUAGCUCCAGAAUGGUGCAAGAGACUAAUGAAUAUGAAGUGGUCAAACUGAGUAAAGAACAGGUAUUGGAAGAAAUGGCGGAGAAAUCGAAAACCGAGAAAUACCUAAGAUCCGUAUACAAAUGCGAGAAAUGCGUGAAGGGAUUCAACUUCAAAGAUGUCAUCGAAAACCACAUGAAGAAACAUUCACAGGAAAGCGGAACCCUGAAGUGCGAAAUUUGUGCUCAAUACUGCCCGAGUGCUGUGUCUAUGAGAGGGCACAUGAAAUCUCACACCACGAGAUACAAAUGUAAGGUAUGUGGUGCGGUUCGCAUCUCCAGACAACAUUUACUAGAACAUUACUCUAUAGAGCACACUUUCGACGCAAACACAUACUCCUGCGAGCAAUGCUCCUUCACCACCAAAAAACGCACUGUAAUCCAAAGGCAUGUGAAAACACACAAGGUCGGCAAGAAUCUAACGUGUAGCGUAUGUGGGGCCGGGUUCAACAACAUGCAUGCGUUACGAAUGCACGUCUCCCGCCACGACCCCGCGCAGCGCUACAACUGCCCGCAGUGCAACAUGAAGUUCAUAUACCCGUCCCUCUUGCACCGUCACUUGCUGUCCCACUCGCACCAGCACUACUGCGUCGAGUGUGACGUCACCUUUAAGUCGCUAGACAAUUUGAAACUCCACUUUAAAAGGGCGAAAAAACACAGAGAUCCAUCAACGUACAAAUACAAGUGCUCUCAAUGCGACGAGCUUUUCAUCUCAUCCUCCUCGGUUCUGGCGCAUCUCAGCGCAUCGCACGGCGCCGCAAAGAGUCACGCCUGCACGCUGUGCGGUAAACUGUACUCUAGUCGAGAAAGUGCGAGGAGCCAUGAAAGACGCGCUCAUGGGAGAGAAAAACUGUCGUGUGAAGUUUGUAAUAAGGACUUUAGCGUGAGUAUACGACGCCAUUUUGAAUUUUGUAGCCGCCAUUUUGAAUUUUGUCGCCGCCAUUUUGUGACUAAAUAAUUUGUACCAUCCGCCAUUUGCAAUAUUUAUUUGUAAGUAUUAGUCUAGAGCUUUCGAUGUGCGGCAAACUCUACUGUAGGACUCUAGACGAGAAAGUGCGAGGAGCCAUGAAAGACGCGCUCACGGGAGAGAGAAACUGUCGUGUGAAGUUUGUAAUAAGGACUUUAGCGUGAGUAUACGGCGCCAUUUUGGAUUUUGUUAAACGCCAUUUUAAAUUUUGUCGCCGCCAUUUUGUGACUAAAUAGUUUAUAAUGUCCGCCAUUUGCAAUACUUGUU
This is a messenger RNA of Leguminivora glycinivorella, 1837 nucleotides long. Its product is annotated as zinc finger protein 595-like. NCBI's taxonomy places the organism in Eukaryota, Metazoa, Arthropoda, Insecta, Lepidoptera, Tortricidae. Gene Ontology annotation, cellular component: nucleus. The coding region runs from base 278 to 1561 and encodes 427 amino acids. Gene Ontology annotation, molecular function: DNA-binding transcription factor activity, RNA polymerase II-specific; RNA polymerase II transcription regulatory region sequence-specific DNA binding. The transcript has 11 exons. The record is from RefSeq and is a predicted model, not a curated record. Gene Ontology annotation, biological process: regulation of transcription by RNA polymerase II.